Messenger RNA from Daphnia pulicaria, 820 nucleotides. It is a transcript of the gene sNPF, whose product is annotated as short neuropeptide F-like. The transcript has 4 exons. Lineage: Eukaryota; Metazoa; Arthropoda; Branchiopoda; Diplostraca; Daphniidae. The record is from RefSeq and is a predicted model, not a curated record. The coding region runs from base 114 to 461 and encodes 115 amino acids.
GCUAUAUCUACUACGGUUGAUUGAGAGAGUAAGCUCAGAUCUGCUUUAGCUACGGAUUCGAUCAGUUCCCUUACUGGCGAGCAAACCGUACAUCUAUUUAAAACACAUCAGAAAUGGAGCUUUGCCCGAGGAUCAACUGCUGGACUACGCGCACCGUUCUUCUAGUGACCUUUGUGGUCUUCCUAAUACAUCAAGACAAUCAGCAGAAUAUCGCUAGCGCAUCUCCCACCCCAUUACUCAGCGGCUUUGAAGAUUAUUCAGAAGAUCGUCUUAAUGGUGAGCAGCCAAGCCUCUACGAAUUAUUGCUUCAGCGUGAAAUGUUGGCCGACAAAUUGGAAUCAGAAGGUCGUGGCCAUUUGAUCGUACGCAAGUCUGACCGUUCGCCAUCUCUCCGACUCCGCUUUGGUCGACGAGCCGAUCCUGACGUCCCUCGCGUUAGUGCUGCCAGCCAGCACGACUGAAGAAGUGGAUGAUUAUACAAAAAACACAAAGAGCAAAACAAAAUAAAUGUUAAAUCACUUUCUUCUUUAAUUGCAUGAUGUAAUACAGUAAAUUCAUCAUACGAAGACGGUAUCAACUCGAUUGUCAAACCUGAUCGCAGGAUGUAAUUCCUCUCCAUGCAGGAUGCUUUUGUAUUUUAUCAUAUGAUUGACGAAUGCUUAUUUUGGUACCGAAGAACAACUGAAUCGCAUUCUAAAACCCGUAUCAAAUCUUAUUUAUUCGAUGUCAUCACCCUAUUAUUGCGCAGAAUUAUUUACUUGACCGUUUUGAUUUCCAAUACAAAAUAAUAAUAAUAAUAAAACAAACAAUGUAAACACGC